Molecule: messenger RNA, 8223 nt
Organism: Phyllopteryx taeniolatus (common seadragon)
Lineage: Eukaryota; Metazoa; Chordata; Actinopteri; Syngnathiformes; Syngnathidae
Gene: mgat3b
Product: beta-1,4-mannosyl-glycoprotein 4-beta-N-acetylglucosaminyltransferase b
Exons: 6
Coding region: 847-2622 (591 amino acids)
Biological process (GO): N-acetylglucosamine metabolic process; protein N-linked glycosylation
Cellular component (GO): membrane
Molecular function (GO): beta-1,4-mannosylglycoprotein 4-beta-N-acetylglucosaminyltransferase activity
Source: RefSeq, a predicted model, not a curated record
AGCUGGGAUAGAUUUCCAGCACUCCUGCGAUCCUGAGUUUGGUAUUGGCCGAGGAUCUAAUUGUUUGCCGUCUUGAAGAAAACAUACCUCCUUUAGCGAACAGCGCUUCAGUCUGUUAGCUUUUUGUCAACAAAGUCCAUCGUUCUAAAUAAGCAUUCCUUCGAGUCCCGCGCAACGCUAUCAAAGCAAUAAAUAGUGUAAGUAGACCUCCGGCUCGCUGUCCAAGUCAAAUAUGCGGGCCACUACUUAGGAUCUUUGGCACAGAAAAGCCUUGAUGAAAAGUGAGAGUCUUCCGAGAUUAGUAGCAUGUGCUGGACAUUUUUCAAUUGUGCGGGAGCAUGUGGCAAGACCUGCCGCACGUCCGGUUCUGUUAUCUCGCAAACAUUCUCGGAAUUCUGACCCUUCGGGCUGCGACCCUUCUCGGAGAUGACUGUCGUGUUUGAGAUUACGGUUUGACGUGUAUGAAAAUAUGACUUUGAUGUCCUCAGUAUGAUGUGACGAGUCAUGUUCGGAGCAACAGACGGGUAAGGCGACGCGUCGGCACGGCCCGACUUCGACAUCACGGCGCCUCUGCGAUGGCUUUAUCGCGGAUUCGGUGUGUGUGCGUGCGCGUGUGUCUGCGCAUGUCUCACACACAUGAACACACACGGAAGCCAAGAAUGAUUCAGCACUAUUCCCUGAAAUGUCAACUGAAUGGAUGCCGUCGUCUUUCCUACUGCGCUAUCUUGGAGACCGCCUGGCUAUCCGACAUACGCAGAUUCCAUGGAAAGAUUUUCCCGACUGGACGCUUAAGUCGAUGCCGAGACAUCGGCGCUAUUCUAUCGUCGAGGUUCAUGUUGAAAAUGGAUGAAAAUGCGGCGGCACAGGGUGUUCUUGCUGUGCACGGUGGGCCUGUGCGUCAUCUCCUUCCUGCACUACUACAAGGCCCUUCACUAUGUGUCCCUACUGCGCGAGCUCUCCGCGCCGUACCCCAACAUCAAGUCCUUCAUCAUGGUCACCGGAUUCUUCUGGCAGGAGAAGGGAGGCGGAAGCGGCACGCCGCUCAGCACCGCCUCCCCCGAGGAGGCGCCGCCGCUGCCGGUCCUCCGCCCGUCGGACGCCAAAGGGAGAGCGGGUGCUUCGGCGGGGGCGGUGGCAGAGGGGGACGGGGUGGCGGAGGUGAAGUUGGCGGCGACCGAUGCUGUGGGCAGUGCGGGACUGGAGAUGAGGAUUAGGGAGGUGCUGGCGCCUCCUCGCCCUUGGAAGGAACCAGACGAGAGCCGUCAGCAGCCACAGGAAGACCGCCUUCCCCCACGGGAUCCCACUCACCAACCCCCACGCCCCGCCCACCCGGCCGGACCGCCCUCGGACCCGUCCAAAUCCUUGGGCGACCUGCACACUCGCACGUACCUGCUGCGGGACGACAAGACGCCAUACUUUGCUCGAACCCGAGCCGGAGCGCUCUGCUUCCGGCAGGGCACGUCGGUGGCCGGCCCCAAGGAGAACGCCGGGAAAGCGGGCGGCGUCGGGGAGGCCGUCGGCCAACGGAAACCUCUGGAGGUCCGGCGGCAGACGUCUAUCGCGCCCAAGUCCAAGACCAGGGCGACGCGGGGCGGCAGGCGGCUCGUGAAGUGCGUGUGCCGGCCCGGGUGGCACGGACCCUACUGCGGGGUGCCCACCAUGGUGUAUCACUCCAACCUGCCCACCAAGGAGCGGCUGACUCCUCGAGAGACGCCCCGCCGCAUCAUCAACGCCAUCAACGUCAACCACGAGUUUGACCUUCUGCACGUACGCUUUCGCGAGCUGGCGCAGGCAGUGGACCUCUUCCUCGUGUGCGAGUCCAACUUCACCGCCUACGGGGAAAAAAGACCGCUUAGUUUUCUGCGUCUGCUCCUGAACGGCACGUACGACUACGUGCGCCACAAGAUCCUCUACGUGUUCCUGGACCAUUUCCCCGAGGGCGGCCGGCAGGACGGCUGGAUCGCGGACGACUACCUUCGCACGUUCCUGACGCGCAACGGCAUUUCGCGGACGCAGGGCGUCCGGCCGGACGACGUCUUCGUCAUCAAUGACGCCGACGAGAUCCCGGCCCGUGAGGGCCUCCUCUUCCUUAAACUGUUUGACGGCUGGACGGAGCCCUUCGCCAUUCACAUGCGCAAGUCUCUGUACGGCUUCUUCUGGAAGCAGCUGGGCUCCCUGGAGGUGGUGUCGGGCUGCACGACGGGCAUGCUGCGCGAGGUCUACGACGCCGACGGCAUCAAGCUGCGCCGCCGCGAGUACUACACCAUGCCGGGCUUCCGCAAGUACGAGAACGACACGGGCCACAUCCUGGUGCAGUGGUCCCUGGGCAGCCCCUUCCACUUCGCCGGCUGGCACUGCUCGUGGUGCUUCUCGCCCGAGGGCAUCCUCUUCAAGCUGGUGUCGGCCCAGAACGGCGACUUCCCGCGCUGGGGCGACUACGAGGACAAACGCGACCUGGGCUACAUCCGCCGGCUGAUCCGGACCGGCGGCUGGUUCGACGGCUCCUUGCAGGAGUACCCGCCCGUGGACCCCAAAGAGCACAUGUACGCCCCCAAGUACAUGCUAGACCACUACUCGCGAUACCGCUACCUCCUGGAGAACCCGUACGCCGGACGCCGUUGACCCGAGCGCCGGAACCGUCGUGCGGCCUGGACGCAACCACUGGAUUUACGCGAGCGCUCGCCUCCGCUGUUUUGUCGAUGUCUGCGCGUGCGGAGUCUUGAAGUCGACGUCUUCCGGUCGCGUUUGGAGACACACACCCUGCUCGAUGAGGACACACACUCAUCCCACUUUUCUGUUCAUGUGCGUGCACGUGUGUCAAAGGGCGCAAGGGUUAGCUGUGAUUCCGUUGUUCCUUUUCCUACAUGAGAAUUCGGUGUCAACUACUUUUUGUGUGUUUGACCCAUCAGUCUUGAGUAUGGGCAUGCGUGCGUGUAUGUCUGUGUGAUUUCCUUCCCUUUGUGUGUGCGCGUGCAUGCAUGCGUGUGUUUCAAGGCAGGUUUUGCAGUGAUUUGGUUCCCUUUGCGUGUGUUUGUGUGUGUGUCUGUGUGAAGUCGGCAAGAUGACUUUUUGUCUCCUUGGAAACUCAAAUGUAACAGGAAGAUGAGUGGGCGGUUUCUUUCGUGCGUGUGCGCGCUCGCGUUGUUUAUAUCAGGUCUCGGCUGAUUGCGUCGUCAUGGCUCCUCGCAUCUCCACUAGUCAUUCAAGUUCAGUCUCAUUGUACACACAAAACACACGAAAGGACUUCCUAGCAGAAAAAAAAACACAGUGAAAAGUACAAUUACACGCUGAGGGAUGCACACGAACGCACACUUAUAGAUACAGCGACAGAGCCUCCAUGGUAACAGCGGUUAGUUACCAUGGUCACGGGAGACAGAAAAGGACAGUGGUUACCGUGGCAACAGAAAAACAGGACCUUGGUUACCAUGGUGACAGAAGCCAGGCUAGUGCAGUGAUGAGUUACCGUAGCAACAAAAGUGGUUACCAUGGUGACUGGAUACAAGUCAGGGCAGAAGUUACCAUGUUGACAGAAAACAGUACCGUUGUUUGUUACCGUGGUGACAGAAGACAGGACAGGACAGGACAGGACGGCGGUGACCGUAGCGAUGAAAGACCACACUAGACAGUGGUUAGUUACCAUGACAACAGCAGACGCAGCAGGACAGUGGUUACUGUGUUGACAGACGACAAGACCGUUAUGACUUAACACGGCGACAGAAGACAGGACGGGACGGGUUGGUUAGCUACCGUGGCGAAAAAAGGCGGUGGUUAGUUACCGUAGUGAUAGAUGACAGAUCAACGGUUAGUUACCAUGAUGACAGAAGACAGUUAUUUUGACGUCAGUGUUUGGAAAGUAUGACAUUGAUCACGUAACGAUAGACUCGGUUGCCGCGGAAACGCAAACAUGGCAAUAAAUCCGACCCUCGAGGCUUCGAGCGUUCAAGCUGCAAUCAAGCUGGAACAUCUGCGCGUUAGUGUUGCACGCGCGGUGUGCCGAUGACCGCUGUGGUCUCGUGUGGCCUCCCGCCAUCGCCGCAGCAACGGUCCUUUCCGUGAAUUCCCAGCAUGCCGACGGUGUGAUGUCAUCAACUUAGCAUUUAGCUCGUGAGGAAGAAAUUCCACGGCAAUGUUGCACACGACACAAAAAGCUUUAGUCAUUUCAUUUGAAUUAGUUAUUGAAUUCCAUGAGAUAUAAAGUGGCCGACACGGCGAACGACUGGUUCACAGUUCUGGGGACCCGGGUUCAAUCCCCGGCCCCGCCUGUGUGGAGUUUGCAUGUUCUCCCCGUCGUGCCUGCGGGGGUUUUCUCCGGGCACUCCGCUUUCCUCCCACAUCCCCCCCAAAAAAACAUCCAUUCAUUGGAGACUCUAAAAUUGCCCGGAGGCGUGACUGUGAGUGCGAAUGCUUGUUUGUUUCUAUGUGGCCUGCGAUUGGCUGGCGACCGGUUCCGGGCGUACCCCGCCUCCUGCCCGAUGACGGCCGGGAUAGGCCCCGGCACGCCCCCGACCCGCGUGAGGAGAAGCCGAUCAGAAAAUGGAUGGAUGGAUGAUUACACUUCAAAAAUGUUGGUUUUCAAGCACAAAAGGGAUUUACAGUAAAUAAAAUUUUCCAAAAAUUAUGAAAGAUAUGAAAUUAUUAACUGUUGCUUUCCUAAAACCUUUUAAAUUGAAUGUAAGAAUUAAAUGAAAAAUGAUUUCCCUAAAUGAAAACUAAUUAAAAUAUUUUCUGAAAUUAACAGUUAAAACACUUUGUGAAUGUUAUAUUAUUUUGUAAUUAAAAUGAAAAUAAAUAUAAAAUGUAUUACAAAUUAAGUUACAUUAAAUCGAAAAGAAUGACGGAUUGUUUUAAUGGACAAUGAAAUUACAUUUGUUAGAUGAUCAACUGUUAAAUUUAACUGUUGCAUUAAAGUUAUGGAAUUAGGAUGCAAAUUUACUUUCAUUCAAAAAAUAUAAUUAAUAAAAUGAAAUUGCAUUUUACCAUUUUUCUGGAAUUCAAAAACGUGUUAACUUGCAUCACCUUUCAUUUAUGUAUUCAUUUAACAUACAAAAUGUUAAAUUCAAAUUAAAAAUUUGAAUUCAAUUCAAUUACAUUGACCGGCAGCACGGUGUCAAAGUCAAGGCCCGGGGGCCAGAUGCGGCCCGCCACAUCAUUUUAUGUGGCCCGCGAAAGCAAGUCAUGCUCGUCAACUUCUGUACCCAAAUUCCAAAUUGUCAUCAUAAUAAACAAUAAUGUUCAGAUAUUGUUUGAGGGAAAUCAUAACUAGAAUGCGACCCGAGACAAAAAUGAAUUUGACACCACUGGUGUAGAUAGGGCGGCACGGUGACCGACCGGUUAGAGCGGUUCUGCCUCCCAGUUCGGAGGACCGGGGUUCAAUCAUGUUUGCAUGCGCUCCCCGUGCCUGCGUGGCUUUUCUCCGGUACUCCGCUUUCCUCCCACAUCCCUAAGAAAACGCGCGUGGUAGGUUGAUUGACGACUCUAAAUUGCCCGUAGGUGUGAAUGCGAGUGCGAAUGGUGGUUUGUUCGUAUGUGCCCUGCGAUUGGCUGGCAACCGGUUCGGGGUGGACCCCGCCUCCCGCGACCCGCGUGAGGAGAAGCCGAUCAGAAAAUGGAGGGAUGGUGUAGAUAGUCAGUUAUCCAGGUCACCGUCUCUUGGACUCUUCUUGUUUGUUGAAUUUGUCGUCUUUUUUGCCUUGUUUUCUGAAAACGUUCAAAAAGGAUUUAGGCAAUUACGCUAUUGGGCCGAGAAUGUGACAUUCCCAAUAAUGAUUGAAAAUUGUUGCCAUCAUCAAAUCGACAAACACAAAAAGCCAAAGAAAAUCCUGAAAAUGCUUGUCGGUUGGAUCUCUCUUUGAGGCUUUUUUAUUGAUUUCUUUAUUUUCGGCUGCCAAACAGGAAAUCGAUCAGGCGGUUGGUGACGCUUAAAGCGCACGAGGAGGUUGCGAGAAUCGAGCGAUGCUAAUGGAGCUAAAGUGUAACGCAAGCAAGCAUCCAAAUCAAUAGAUUCCUGCUCUCCAUCACUGUGUUGGCUUUAAAGUCCGUCCGUACGCCGUUGUGUCUUUUCCACACGUGGCUUUCUUGUAGCUUCUAAUUGGCAAAAAACAAAAAAGCCUCACGUUAAGGGGUUAGUUUGUGUGUGUGCGCGUACCUGCAAUUCUCGUGUGCCAUCCAGUCCAACUUAAAAAAAAAAUCAUAUUUUCAAUGAGUUCAUGCGACGACCGCCUUAAGUUUUUUUUUAAGGUGGUGUGAUCGUCAGUUUCCGUGGCAACCAGCAGGUGGAGGCGGGAGGGGGGGGAAAUGGAGCACGGGAGGGAGGAAGUUCCACGCAAUCGUUGAUUUAUUUUUGCACUUGUUUUGAAUUUUUAUUAAAUGUUCCCUUAAAAUGGAAAACAGAGAGUGUGUGUGUGUGUGUGUGUUUCUAUUUAAAUGUUGGUGAAAAUGGCAGCUUGAUAUCUUUCUAAGAUGGCACGUGUGUGUGUGUGUGUGUGUGUGUGUGCGCACUCACACAUCUUUUACCUCCGCCAAGGCCCUAAACGUGUUGUAACCAAUCGCUGAGGCUUUCUGUGAUUGUUUUUGGUUGUUGUUGUUGUGUCAUGGAUGACAUCAUAUCCUGGGUCUCUUGCUGUGAUUGGUCGUUUCCAAGCCUGUUUGUAGCGCUUGUGUUUUGUGUUGUUUUCUAACGCAUUUUAACAGUGUGAAUGCACCUUAUUGAUUUGUGUUGUCAUUUUGUAGCACGGUUGAUUAUAAUAUUGGGUUGAUAACAGGGUUGUUUUUUUUGUUUUUUUCUCCAUGCUGUUUUCUUGUAAAAAUGUUCUGAAUGUGUCAUUUUCCCCCAUUUUCGUGUUGUUUAACCAAUUUGUGUUGAAGCCAAAGUGUGGUAGCAUUGACACAACACACACGCGCACAACACAGACAUUAGCCCCUUUCACACUACGCGUCAAAGAUCGACCCGCAAAUCUAACGGAUUAGGAGAUGGAGCGCAGCCUGGCAGAGGUGUCUUCUACCCCAAAUUUCCCAGAUUACGAGUUUGUGCAGUACCUUGUCAUAGUCCACUUCUUCCUGAGUUGGUGUUCUGUGUGUAAGGUAUUGACACGGGAUGGACAGUGGAAGUCGACCCACCGAUUUUCCGGCUCAUUGCCAAUCAAAGUCAGAUUGUUGACGUGUGAAAUGUAGCAACGCGGAACGGUCGGAGCUGUUGACACAAAUGUUCUGGAAAACUACCUGUCAAAGUUGACCUUUUCCUCACCUUUUUAUGGGUGGCUGUCUGUGUGAAAGGCGAAAAAGGCACGGAAUAAGCGGUAUAAGUCGAACUGCAAAUAGCACGCUACCUUUCAGUUGACUUUUUCCCCGAGUCGCUGUUGCGUGUGAUACGUAGUAGCAUGGAAUGGGUGGCAGAAGUCGAAGCUUCCAGGGUAGUAACAGAGUCAAAUGUGGGAUGCCGUGUCACUGUGAAAGCGCAUGCAUGCGGUUGCGUCCAAAUUCCGCCUCUGCGGGGUUCUGUGUGAAAGGCGCAGGCGGAUGAAUUCUAGAUCUUUUGUUACGGCUGUCGUGGUCACCAUGCGGGCUCUUGGUGUGAAAUGUGUGUUCAAAAUCUAUUUGGCACUGCCUACGCCUGAUAAUGGUAUGCCUUCGGACGUUCUAACAGCCGAGUCACAUCCUGUUUAGCUGGGUUCUGUGUGCAAGGCUCCGAUACGGCAAUUUGUGCAGAAACUCUGUGUGAAAGGGGCUAGUAUUCGUUUGUCGCUGUCCAACGAAAAGCUCCAAAUAUUGCCGGCUUUAUUUUGAAAGCACAUGCAAAAAGACGUGUGAAAGGUAUUUUGUUUUUUGACGGGAUUACAUCAUGUGAAGCCCUCCGUCCCUGCACUGAUUGUACAAGCUCACAUAGUUUUAUUUUUUUAUGACUUUUUAUUUUUCUUGUCUUCUUGAUUUUGGUGGAGUGUGUGCAUGUGUGCGUGUGUGUGUGUGUGGUCCAGUGGCUCUCGUUAUUCCAAGAGGAGGACCUGUUGGAGGCAGAAAGCCGGCCAAAAAAGAAAUCAAAAAAAGUCUGAGGGGGAAAGAUAUUUAAAAAAAAAAAAAAACAAAAAAAAAACAUUUUUUCGUGAUGGGAAAAAAAAUAUUGUGAAGAAGAACUCAACUCUUUUGUUCAUAUGACUGGAUGUAUGCUAACCAUCAUUGACCACAAAAGUUCUAUCACAAAGAUAUAAUAAAUUAAUUUAAAAAUUUCAA